CAUAGUACAAUUAGAGAGAGACUCAACAGUAAUCACAGCUACUUGUCGGUUAUAUACCUCUAUUUCUCUCCCGCCACGUGUCCCUUAAACCCUCUCAGCAAAAAUAUAUAGAUGCAGAAUCACAGAUACUAUCAUUUUAUAGAAUCAUCUCUUUCGUUUCCCCCCGUGUAAGUUUGUUGUGUGCGUGUAAGUUUGUUGUGUGCGUGUAAGUUUGUUGUGUGCGUGUUUUCUGUGAGCUAUGGAGAGAAAACCUCUACUUCAACCGGAGUUCAAUGCCGGAGAAGCGCUUCUGCCACUUAUGGCGUCUGAUGAAGCCUUCAUCAAUGGCUUGUACAACGGCCUGAGCUAUCAGUCCGUUUUGAGUUUGAGCCUCGACCACUACAAUCACGGCGAAGAAGUGAAGCCUCUCUCACUUUCAUAUUUUCAACCUUCUCUCGCAAAGGAUAUGCCAUACGCCGCUGCUGCUUCUCAAAUGCAGCAAAGUUCGGCGGCUUUUGAUUUCUCUACUACUCGAGAUUUUCCAUGGGUUAAGGAGACGGAGAAUAUUCUCGAUGCUGAUCAAAAGCUGAAAUUACCGAAGCUGGAACCAGUAACGGAUAAUCUUCAGUUGUAUCCGUACAGUAACAACGAGAUAUUUUUGAAUGAGCCGCCGUUCAACUACUUCUCCAACGGUAUCUCCGACGACAGCGGCUUAGGCUACGGCCGUCUUCCAGAUCUCCGUUGCCUCGAAAUGCCAAACUAUUUGGAUUUUCACCUCGGUGACUCAUCGUCCACUGUAAACGGCGUCGAACCGGUGUCUGUUAAUUCACAAGUACUAAUGAGUAACCAGCUCAGUACCAUGCCAAAAAGCUGCAAGCAGUCUGCUUAUGGUUCAUCUACAACUCGAAUACGAAGACAGAAGCUAAGCGAGAAAACACGAUCUCUGGAGAAGCUGUUGCCAUGGGACAAAAAAAUGGAUACGGCGACAAUGCUAGGAGAGGCGUACAAAUACGUCAAGUUCCUACAGGCGCAGGUUAGAGUGUUACAGAGCAUGCCUGUGCUGGUAGAAGGAGGUGCUUCGUCGUCUUCCUCUGGUUCCGAGGACAGAAAUGGAAAAUCCAGCUAUGUGAACGAAGUGAAGGCGAAUAGCUUUUAUGGGCCAUUGGCGAGGCUGAAUAGGCAGCAGCUUUUACAGGUGGUACUGAACUCGCCUGUGGCUCAGACGUAUCUGUACUCCAAAGGCUGCUGUGUUUACUCGGCUGAACAGCUGCUUCAGCUCAGGAAAAUUGCUCAGAGGGACGCUUUGUACCGCCAAACGCUGUUUUACUCCGGCAUGUUCUCUUAAGCCAGACCAUUCCCCAGGUGCUCAAAUUUGGAAAUUAAACUGAUCCUUUUUUUUCUUUUUUUGGAAAGAAAGUGAUUAGUAUAGCCUACAGGAGUAAAGGGAAAACCCGUAGAUGAGUGAGAAAUUAGGAACUACAUUGAAUAGGAAUCAUCAGUUGUUUGGAAAGGGAAGUAGUGUUAGGAUCAGUAGACUAGUAGUAAUAGCUUUCAGUCUAUUGUUCUCUUUUGCUAAUCAUUACAUGUAAGCACGUGAUAGGAAUCACUUUUGGCAACUUAUUCACCUUGAUCUAUUAUAUUGAUUCUAAACCCUCAA
Molecule: messenger RNA, 1636 nt
Organism: Nicotiana attenuata
Lineage: Eukaryota; Viridiplantae; Streptophyta; Magnoliopsida; Solanales; Solanaceae
Product: transcription factor bHLH117
Exons: 1
Coding region: 239-1324 (361 amino acids)
Biological process (GO): regulation of DNA-templated transcription
Molecular function (GO): protein dimerization activity; DNA-binding transcription factor activity
Source: RefSeq, a predicted model, not a curated record